Messenger RNA from Polyodon spathula (Mississippi paddlefish), 7315 nucleotides. Its product is annotated as fibronectin type III domain-containing protein 1-like. The transcript has 22 exons. Gene Ontology annotation, molecular function: protein binding. The record is from RefSeq and is a predicted model, not a curated record. NCBI's taxonomy places the organism in Eukaryota, Metazoa, Chordata, Actinopteri, Acipenseriformes, Polyodontidae. The coding region runs from base 124 to 5955 and encodes 1943 amino acids.
AGAACAAGCUUCAUUCAAGAGAAUUAAGAUGUGGCUAUCCUCUGAGUGGCUCCAGCCACUGCUAAGACAGACGGGCUCUCCUUUACUCCAGCACUAAACUAAAGGAUUCUCAUGUGAGUCACCAUGUCUUCAACUACAGCACGGAUUCUCUUAGCUCUUUUCAUUUCACUUAUAGAACUCACCUCAGCAGAAAAAGCCAACCACCCACUAAAGCCAAGGAAUGUGAAGCUUCUGCCUGUUGCAAAUGGGUUGAAAGUCAUCUGGGAGACUCCAAAAGACUCGGAGAACAGGCCGCCGGAACACUAUAGCAUUGGCUAUGGGAAAUCCAUAAAGCACCUCCGGUUUAUUAAAGUGGAAAAAGACAUUCGCUCAUACAUAAUUGAGGAUGUUGAACCUGGGGUGUUAUACUUUGUGCAGAUGACUGCUGAGAACCACAAUGGAGUGAGCCACCCAGUGUACAGAGCAGAGACUUCAGGAGGUGGAGAAUGGGUCAACUUAGAUGGAUUUGCUAUCAUGGGUCCAGCAGCUUUUAAAGGGCCUAUGACAGAAAAGGAUGUUCCAAGAAAACCUUUAAGAGUAAGGGCACGGCCUUCAGAGGAUAGUUUGUCUCUAAAGUGGAGAGCCCCCCAUUUGUCUGGCCAAAACAGCACAGUCGCAGUGAGGGGCUACCUCCUUGGUGUUGGAGAAAGUGGCAGGAAAAUGCAUUAUAUACCUCUACAGCAGGACCAGAGAAAUCAUGAAAUAAAGAAGCUUGCUUCUGAGUCCAUGUAUGUGGUAUCACUGCAGGCACAGAAUGCACUUGGACAGAGUCCUCCUGUUUAUAGAGCAGUUAUGACAAAAAAGAAAGCUUCAGAGCCUGAUGAGCUGUAUGAGCCUAAGGAUAUUACUGUUCGAGUAAUGUCCCCUCAAUCAGUAUUUGUCUCCUGGGUGGAUCCUGUAUAUGAGAAACGAAAAAAGAGCGACAUCAGCUCAACCAGACACUACACCAUUCGGUACAGAGAAAAGGGGGAGUCGGCCAGAUGGGAUUACAAACAUACCACCCAGAGACGAGUGUUAGUGGACAAACUUUCAUCAGACAAUAUGUAUGAAUUUUCUGUACAGAUUUCGCAGGGGGAUAGGAAUGGAAAAUGGAGUGUUUCAGUCUUUCAGAGAACCCCAGAAUCUGCUCCCACAAGUUCACCGGAAAACUUUCAAGUACAGCCACUGAAAGGGAAAGGAACAGCUGUCACUGCAACAUGGGAGCCACCUGCAGACACAAAUGGAAAACUUAGAGAAUACAUUCUUUCAUACGCCCCGGCUCUCAAACCAUUUGGAGCAAAGUCCAUUACCUAUCGUGGAGAUACUACUUCUGCCAUAAUUGAAGGUCUGCAGCCUGGGGACCGGUAUAUUUUCAAAAUUCGUGCAGCAAACAGGAGAGGACAAGGUCCUCAGUCUAAAGCCUUCAGUGUCAAUAUGCCAACAACUAGUACUGUUGCAUCAAGUUCACAUCAGCAAUCCAGGAAUCCUGAUUUUGGCAACAAUGACCAGAGUGCUGUACCACCAUCUAGGACAUCUUUAACAUCUUCAGCAAAGUUGCCUUCAUCUAGUUCUACCUCCAAAGAUCUAAAGCAGAAUCCUGCUUCCAAAACACCAAACAUAUUUUCACAUGAAGUUGUUAGUGUUAGAUCACAAUUGAAGACAGAUGUUCAGUCUACAGAGGAACCUGAUGAGUCUGAACUAUAUCCUUCUGAACCUGUGCUUCCCUCACCAUCGAAAGCCACCACUUUGAACUCCAGGAGAAAAACUCAUCCUAUUUCCCAGACAAGAUCUUACCACAGUAUAUUAUCUUCUGUUAGAUCUCCUGUUAGGUUUGGCCAAUCAGCCAUCAAACAAAGACCAGACACAACUACAUCAUCUCCCUAUUUUAAAAACAAAAAUGUAAAUGGCAGACAACAUCCUUCCUCUUCAAGACAGACAGAUUUGAAUGAGGAGUUAGAUGAGGAGCUUGAUGAAGAUACUGAGGAGAAACACAAGGAACUUCUAAGUCAAAAAAAUACAGUGCAUUCAAAAUCGAAGGAUGAUGGACACAGUGAAGUUGCAAAUAAAAAUCAUUCUAAAGGUCCAAAUCAUAAAACUGAUUCCCUAUCAGUAGUUCCAGAAACAUCUUCUGGGUCAUCCCAGCCCAAAUUCUCCAGAACAUCAGGAAACAGAUCAGUGUCUUCUAUUCAAAAGCCUCACACAUUUCCUAAUUCAGAGAGCAGUAAGCUAAGAAGACCAAAAUCCUUUUCCAACAGAAAAUCUGUAUCUUCGUCAUCUGUUACUCAGUCUUCCUCAUCAGAUGUGUCCUCCUCCACCUUAUCUGGCAAUAAGGAGUCGACUGCUUUAAAGAAUGAACAUUCAUCACGUAGCUUUCCUAAUAGAAAGGAAACAAACCUUGAUUUGAAAAAUGGCUCAUCUUCCUCUUCUUCCAAAUCAAUGGUAUCUAAAUCUUCGUCAGUGAUGACUUCAGGAGGUGCACGAUUACCUGUUUCAUCCAACCGUCAUUCAAGUACUGGCUUUACAAAUGGCCGCAGAACAGCAGGAACUGGUUCCACCGAUUCCAAAAGUUCUGUCCAUCAAAAAGGUGUACCAGAUCAAGCAGGAUCUACCAGGGUAGUAGGUGGUCAGCCAAAACCUGGUAUUUCUUUAGUCAGGUCUCAGUCUGUUCUGCCCACAACAGCUCAGCCAUCAACUAGACAGCAGUCGUCUAAAACACAAGAUGAGGAUUAUAAUUAUGAGGAUUAUGAUUAUGAAAGUAGUGAGACAGAAGUUGAGGAUGAGAAACCAAUUCUCUCUUCAAAACCAAACCAUGCUUCGUCAAACUUACCUUUUGCCUCUGUUCCUAAAGGGAGUCCCCGAAGCUCACACCUUGGUGUUAACAGCAAAUCCACAGUAUCUAAAUCAGGGACUCACUCUUCUUCAGUGUUGACUUCAGGAGGUGCACGAUUACCUGUUUCAUCCAACCGUCAUUCAAGUACUGGCUUUACAAAUGGCCGCAGAACAGCAGGAACUGGUUCCACCGAUUCCACAAGUUCUGUCCAUCAAAAAGGUGUACCAGAUCAAGCAGGAUCUACCAGGGUGGUAGGUGGUCAGCCAAAACCUGGUAUUUCUUUAGUCAGAUCUCAGUCUGUUCUGCCCACAACAGCUCAGCCAUCAACUAGACAGCAGUCGUCUAAAACACAAGAUGAGGAUUAUAAUUAUGAGGGUUAUGAUUAUGAAAGUAGCGAGACAGAAGUUGAGGAUGAGAAACCAAUUCUCUCUUCAAAACCAAACCAUGCUUCGUCAAACUUACCUUCUGCCGCUGUUCCUAAAGGAAAUCCCCGAAAAUCAUACAUUGGUGUUAGCAGCAGCAAAGAAAUUGAUGAUUCUGUUAAUAAACAUAGUUUAUCCCCAACAUCUCAGGUUAACCCAACAAAACUACUUCCUUCUGGGCAUAAUCGUUCAUCUUUGAUAUCAAACCGUAACCACAGGUUCAGUAUGCCCAGACAGGACACAAAACUAAGUUCUUCUUUUACCCAACAAAACAUAGCAACUCCUUCAGCACGGUCAAGUGACUCACAGUCACUAACACCAAAACAUACACAAUCAGGUUUUGAUGUUUCUGUAAAUCAAGAGACUGAUGAAAAAGAAAAAACACCAAUUUCCUCUUCACCAUCAAAGUAUGGCCAUGGAUCAUCAGGUUCUCAAACCUCUUUGCCAAACCGUCAUUCAGCUUCAAGUGGCUCCAGAAAGCCUGUUACCUCUUCACACUUCAAUACUUCACCCUCAUCUUCCCAAGGAGGUUCACAUAUGCAUACUCCUAGUCUAUCAGAAACUGUUUCAGAGGAGGAUGACUAUGACUAUGAGUAUUAUGGAAGCAAAGAACUGUAUAAUAAAGCUGAUAAACUGAGUUCAGCUUCUGACUUAUUGAAAUCUGUGGCACCUACCUCACCUACCUCACCUUCAGUUAAACAGAUAAGCUCUAGUAAAUCAAGUUCCCCUUCUGUGCAAUCAUCCUCCCAGCUGUUUACUUCAAGCUCCAAUGGACGGUCCCAUUCCUCUCAACUAACAAACCGUCAAUUUGGUCCUAGGAUUUCCGGCAGGGUCCUACCAUCUCAAAACACAAAGCUGGGUGGGUCUUCUGUCUCUUCAAGCUCCCCAUCUUCCAGUGCUUCUCAGUCUGCUUCAACUACAAAUAGAGGCUUUUCCCGCUUCCCAUCUUCUCAGUUGCCUCGUUCCUCUUCCAGCCAAACCACUUCUUCCUCUCUACCAUCUUUGCAUUCAUCUCGGCAACCAAUACAAGGGACAAGGACCCGAUACCCUGGCCUAACGGAUAUCGCUACACGAGAGAAAAGACCUGGCACAUUUGUGAAACCCAAUUAUAAACAAGGUAAAAAUGGUAGACCAAAUCUUACAGAUGCAAAUGGAAAAGCUUCUUCUACACCCGAAGACAAAGUCAAACAAACAGGUCGCAGGUUGAUAACUGGCCCUCAAGGUGCCAAAUGGAUAGUAGACUUGGACCUUGGGGUGCUAAUGAAUGAGGAAGAAAGAAUUCUCCAAGACUCAGACGGCAAACCCCUCAGAGUACAGCUUGGAGCAGAUGGGCGUAGUGUUAUGGAUCAUGAAGGAACUCCAUUGUUGAACCCUGAUGGGCUCCCGUUGUUUGGACAUCGGCGUGAUAGCAAACCUGUGAUUAGCCCUAAGGGGAAGUCUGUGCUUUCAGUAGGAGGCAAGCCACUGGUUGGUUUGGAACGUCACAUAACAACAACAAUUCAACCAACAACCACCACAACUACUACGACUACGGCUACUACCACAACUACUCCUGAGCCAACUAUUAUUCCAACUACAAUUGAGAUAACCACAGAGGUCCCUACAACUUCUGCAUUGCCCGAAUGCCCUCCAGGCACCUAUUAUAAAGUAGAUGAAGACGGAAAACCUGUAUUCGGAGGACAGGGCAUACUGAAUUGCUACCCAAAAGAGGUCCAGACCACUGUCCUUCCAACAACAGAAGCCCCCACAACUGAACCUGAGCAAGGAUAUCCAGAAACCAGGCCAUUUAACACAAGUCCUUCGUCAGACUUUGAUGUAGCUGGGAAAAGACGAUUUACAGCUCCAUAUGUGAACUUCAUCCGUAAGGACCCUGGGGCCCCCUGCUCAUUAACUGAGGCAUUGGAAUACCUUCAAGUGGAUAUUCUGGAAGACCUCUUUUCAAAAGAUAGGAAAAACCAGCCGCCCAAAAAUAAGCCCCAUAAUAUCACUGUGGUAGCCAUGGAAGGCUGCCACUCCUUUGUCAUCCUGGAUUGGGCACGUCCUGUGAAAGGCGACAUGGUAUCAGGGUAUAUGGUACACAGCGCCUCAUAUGAUGACAUUCUGAAUAACAGGUGGUCAACCAAAAACUCCAGCGGGACACAUUUACCAGUGGAGAACUUGAAGCCAAACUCAAGGUAUUACUUCAGGGUUCAGGCAAAGAACAAUUUUGGUCUUGGACCUAUCAGUGACACAUUUACAUACGUAACUGAAUCAGAUGACCCACUGCUGAUAGUCAGGCCUCCUGGAGGAGAGCCUAUCUGGAUUCCUUUCUCCUUCAAGUAUACCUCGACCAACAGUGAAUGUAAAGGGAGCCAAUAUGUGAAGCGUACCUGGUACAAAAAAUUUGUUGGUGUUGUCCUUUGCAACUCAUUGCGGUACAAAAUCUUCAUGGGAGACAGUUUGAAAGAUACAUUCUACAGCAUUGGAGAUACCUAUGGGCGAGGUGAAGAUCACUGUCAGUUUGUAGAUUCACACAUGGAGGGAAGGACAGGGCCUCGUUAUACUUCAAACUUACUGCCUACUAUCCCAGGUUUUUACCGUGCUUAUCGACAGGAGCCAGUGCACUUUGGGCUUAUUGGCAGUAGAACCCCUCAUUACUAUGUGAGCUGGUAUGAGUGUGGAGUACCUAUUCCAGGGAAGUGGUAAUGAUGAUUCAAGCCCAAAGAUGAUCUUCUGAGAAGAAAUGACCCAAGUAAUUCCUUUUCUGACCUAAGGAAGCAUAAGACAUGAGCACUAAUGCCUAAAAUGUAAAAUUCACAUAUUUCUAUAAGAGAAAAUAUUUUCAACCCAUUCAUUGAAAUGAAACUAAUUUUAUGAUGUGUUUUGUGGAAGCAGGUUAAAUAUGGUGGCAUCAAUUGAUAUCCUUUUCUCCAACUGCAAAAAAAACCAUAUUGCAAUACACUGUGUACUCUGGCCUGUAUUACAUGAGUCUGCAAUAAGAAUUCAUAUUUAACUACCCAAUGGAUGUAUUAUUAAAGAUGUGCCCAACACAAAUCUAUGAGCAUACAUCAGCAAAAUCACACUAAAUUAUUUGAAGAAAAAAGGUUAUUACCUUACUGAAGGAUUAUGUACUACUGUAUUAUUCAAAAACAACACUAUAUCUUCAAACAUACAGACACACUGAGUUUACUUAUUACAAUGUAUAGUAAAAGAUUUAUGACGUGCAAUUGUUUGCUAUUUUUACUUCAAAAUAUAUAUAUAUAUAUAUAUAUAUAUAUAUAUAUAUAUAUAUAUAUAUAUAUAUAUAUAUAUAUAUAUAUAUAUAAAAAGAUGUUUAAAAUGAACACAGUUUCCUAUGGAUCAUUGUUACGGAAAUGUUAAACCGGGCUGGGAGUUAUUUAACUGCCACUACAAGGUCAGGGAUGUGGGUGAAGCCCAGUUAGCUCAGGAAAGAAAGAAUUGCAAUAAAGUGCUAUGGAAACCACUACAGAUGAGAUCUACUGUAUACACUCAAACAUCCUGAGACGGGUUUUAUUUUAUCAACAUGAAACACAAAUCUAACUGCAUUCUGGCAAUGAUCCGAAUCACAUUUAACUACACUUUGGAUCUUUAGAUUCAAACACUACACUAAUUUUCAGAAAUUAAAACACGAUUUCUGUUAGGUAUAUUACAGAAAUGUAUGUAAUUUAUUCUUACCACAUUAAACAUAUAGCAACAUAUUUGUCAUAGUAGUUCUACUUUUUAGAUAGCACACAAAAUAAAACAGCGGAUGUUUUUCAAUGGUUACAAUUCUUGAGUGCUUAAGUGGAUUUUUAAAAAACAUUUCUCUUGAUGUUGGAAUUUGCACUAAAAGGCAUUAUCAGAAAGAUGCUGUGAUGGUUUCCCUGGGGGACUACCAACGUACCUGUAAAAACAAAAAGUACAGACACAUUUGUAUAAAAUGUUUGCAGUCAGCAAAACUGUAUGCAAGGUGUGUAACUCUAUUACUGUAUAAUUUGUGUAUUAUUAUUUCACCCCUCCAGUUCUAACAUUAAACUUUUAUUUCAUUUUAAAAUUCAUAAUGUGC